GGGAGUCACGCGCCUUCCAGGAACCCGUCAGGAAGAAGAUAAACAAAACAAACCCGAAAGGGAGACAGCGUGGAGUCCAUGGAAAUGGGAAAUUUGAGUCGGGAAAACGAGACAUUUCAGGAUCACGUAUAUGUGGACAGGCUCACGGGGGAGUGUUAAGGGAAACAAAGUUAGUGGAAAGGAAGAAGACAUAAUAAGAAGCUAAGGAUUUAAAAUAUUUGGCACCUUUUUUUAAUCUGUGCGACUUAAUUUCAACUGGCAUAAAAUUAAAGCUGGAAACUACUGCACCUGUAAAACAGCAAAGAAGAUUGGAAUUGGCUCCUGGGGUGUGGGGCUUGGCGAUGCCUCAGCCCAGCAUAAGUGGGAUGGAUCCUCCCUUUGGGGAUGCCUUUCAAAAUCACACGUUUGCAGACCAGGCUCUGACCAGCACCGAUUUGUUAUCGGGCAACUCUGAUCCAGAUUUCAUAUAUGAAGUGGAUAGAGAAAUGAGUUGCAGACAGAGUCCACGAUGUGAUAUCUUUGCAGUUGGUGACUGCAAAGAUGUUGAAACCAUAGAUCAUUUAACAGAUGUUCUGGAUGGUGAUCCAACUUACUUCUCAAACUUUGAACAGUGGGACACAUACUGGGAAGAUCUAACCAAGUACACAAAGCUUGCCAGCUGUGAUAUCUGGGGAACUAAGGAAGUUGAUUUUCUUGGCUUGGACGAUUUAUCUAGUCCUUAUCAAGAUGAGGAGGUAAUUGGCAAAACGCCUACACUGGCACAACUUAAUAGUGAAGAUUCUCAGCCUGUUUCAGACUUGCUUUGCUACACUGAUAUGUUGUUGAGUCAGAAGCCAAGUACGCUUGCAUCUUCCUUAAGUGGAAAGAAAAUGACAAAUCGGUUACUGGCUUCAGCAGCUCCCAAGCCGAAUAACCUUCCAGAUUAUGCAGACGUUUUUCAAAAGGCCACCAGGCCAGUCCCUUCCAGCACAGAAACCAUUAGUAAGACACAGAUACAGAGUGCCAAGGUAGUGGCUCUACAUUCGGACAAUAAGGACUAUGUCAGAAAAGCCAAGGUCAGGAUCAGCACAGUACCCCUCAGACCAGCUGUUGAAGCAACUCAGGCAAAGGCUGAUAUCACAAUUAAAUCUUCUUUUAAUGAAUCUAAACCAGUGGAGAUUGAAAAGAAGAUGGAAAGUACAAGUAGUGAACCUUCUCAUAUCCCAGAGAAAAGUAUUUCUCUCAACUCAACAGUUCAUGAGUUCUUUCCAGGACAAGUGGGCAGUCAGGUGCUACUGCCCGGUAACACUAUGGUAGCAGACCAUUCUCAGAAGAAAGAAGAGCACAAUUAUUCUCUCUUUGUGACAGAAGAUGAGUCUGAACAGGCAGGCAAAACUGAGGAAGAUAUUGAUGAAGAAGAGGAUGCUGACGAGUUGGAACUAGAAGAUGAAGACCAUGAUGAAGGCUUUGGUAGUGAGCAUGAGUUCUCUGAAAAUGAUGAGGAGGAAGAAGAAGAAGAAGAAGAAGAGGAAGAAGAUUAUGAGGAUGAUAAAGAUGAGGACAUGAGUGACACUUUUUCUGAACCAGGGUGUGAAAAUGACCAAGUGGAAGAUCUGAAAGGUGUAACAACAGGCUUCUCCAGGAAAAGAGGCAAACGGAGAUACUUUUGGGAAUAUAGUGAACAGUUAACGCCUUCCAAACAAGAGCGAAUGCUGACGCCUUCAGAGUGGGACAGAGAUACAUUGCCAAGUAACAUGUACCAAAAAAACGGCCUUCAUCAUGGAAAAUACACCGUAAAAAAAUCUCGAAGAACUGAUGUUGAGGAUCUAACUCCAAAUCCCCGCAAACUUCUUCAAAUUGGGAAUGAGUUGAGAAAAUUAAACAAGGUUAUCAGUGAUUUAACUCCUGUCAGUGAGCUUCCACUGACAGCAAGACCCCGCUCUAGAAAGGAGAAAAACAAACUGGCCUCCAGAGCCUGUAGGCUAAAGAAGAAGGCCCAGUAUGAGGCUAAUAAAGUCAAACUCUGGGGUCUCAACACAGAAUACGAUCGUCUUCUGUUUGUGAUAAAUGCUAUUAAGCAAGAGAUUGUGACUCGGAUCCAGCUUGUAAAAGAGGAAAAAACAGCCAGCAUGACUGAGAAUCUUGAGCAGCUCAUCAAAGAAACUCUAGUAAACCCACCAGUAGCUGGACAGACAUCGGACUUUGUAAAUCAGAUUUUGGAAAAGACUGCUGGUGGAGAUCCAACAGGGGGCCUUGUUGGUCUUCGAGUGCCAACUUCAAAAGUGUAAUAAGUUGCCAUCAGCCAAAAGGUUUCCAGACAGAAGACCCUCCAUGCCAUUUUUGUGAUACUCUAUUCACCUUAUGUUUUGCAUGUCAGUUUAAAUCCUGAAAUCUCUAAACAUGUUAUUUAGAAGAGUCUGACAUCCUCAAGAAAAACUAAAUCAUGAUUCUGCAUUUAUUGUAUCUGUGCAUGUGGUUAGCCACUAGUUACAAGUUGUGAAGUUGAUAACUAGGCAAAACAACAUUGGCUGAUAUGUGCUAAGAUUCAAAUCUUAAAUGCUGUCUAAGUAAUUGUAGGUAUGUGUACAGUAAAUGCUAGAUACUAAGAGCAUGAGAUUUGUUGAAGGUCAAGAUCUGGGAGAGAUUUUUGUGGUAUAUUUAUUUGGUUUAAUGAUUCCAUUGAGGUAAAGUGAGGGCUGCUUGUCAGGAAUGGCAAUGCUGAGUUUGUCUUCAGAUUUUGUCCUCUGAUUACUCAAGCACGUUAGGACCGUUGGUGGUUCCAUUAUUCCCUUUCAGCAGGUAUCAGCAAGAGGAAAAAGGGAACUGUAGUCUGAUAAUGUAUUGGAACAAAAGAUGUGCAUUGGCAUAGGUAGUUUGGUUCCAAACAAAAUAUUUAAAUAUGUGAACAAGAUGCUAGUAUGAUCCAUACUUUCUUCCAUACCCGUUGGUUGAAGUCAUACGACAUUUAGACUUUGUAUGCUUUGCUAAUACAGCAUUUAAAGUUUUCAAUUCCUAAGCUUGAUGUAUAACUUCAUGUCUACGUACAAAGUAAUAUUCAUUGUGCCUUGUAUUUAAAAUAAGUUAAAACAAAUGUUUAAAGAAAGUAUACUUUUUACAAAAGGAAAAUAGUUUGAAAGGUGUAUAGAUGGAGAACUUGUGGAUUUGUAAUGUAUUUUAGUUCUUUAAACUAUUUUGAAUGUACAUAGGAAUAUUUGGAAAAUGUAGAUAUAUGCCACAGAGUCUGUGUAUUGUAUCAUAAGAUGGCUCUGAAAAAAAGAAAAAAAAAAAAAAAAAACUUUAGUUUUCCGUAUUGACCGGAAAAACUAUUUGCACACUAUAUUUUGAUUGUUUGUUUUUUGUACCAAAGACGAAUGCAACAAAAAUGGCAAACAGCCAGUUUAAGUAAGGUUUUGCACAGCUUACCUGAUACCGUAUUGAAUGUAGAAAACGUGGUAGGGGGUUUAAAAUGAACUGUGAAGUUUUUGUGUGGGUCCAACUAUCUACAGAAGGAGCAUUGAUAUAUACUCUAUAUAUAAAGUUUUCAGUUCCUGCUAGUGGCUUCUAAAAGUAGAUUAUUAGGAAGAGAGUUUUUGAAUUUUCUUUUCUUUUUAAAGCAGUAAGUUAUGUACUGCCAUUAAAAGAAAAUAGAAUAGGUGAACAUAUGAAGCAUUUUGUGUAUAAUUUUAUUUAGCAUGUUACCAGAAAUAACCAAAAGGUUAGUAUUUGUAUAGUUUAUACAUAUAAAAGUAUAUAUAUAAUAUAUAUAAAAUUAUUCCUGAGUUGCCAGAUUUUCAAUUAAUGUUAUUGUGCAUGUUAUAUUUCUAAAGUUCUAGCUCAUAGACUGUAAAAAGUUAAAGUAAAAAAGAACAGUUAUAUAUAUUUUUGUAAAGGUAGCCUAAACAUUUUUGUUGAUGUUGCAGAAUAUUCCAUUUCAAAUAUAUUUAACUAAAAAGGCUUUUUGCUUUGUGUUUGCACUGUAGAAUAACCUGAGGUUAUCUUGUUUUUGCAUUAAAAUCAGCAAGAUAUGAUUUAUUUUUGAUAGGGAAUUUUAAAUUGUGUGUAUGUAU
Messenger RNA from Erpetoichthys calabaricus (reedfish), 4046 nucleotides. It is a transcript of the gene crebrf, whose product is annotated as creb3 regulatory factor. The transcript is spliced from 9 exons. Lineage: Eukaryota; Metazoa; Chordata; Cladistia; Polypteriformes; Polypteridae. The coding region runs from base 342 to 2267 and encodes 641 amino acids. Gene Ontology annotation, molecular function: RNA polymerase II transcription regulatory region sequence-specific DNA binding; DNA-binding transcription factor activity, RNA polymerase II-specific. Gene Ontology annotation, biological process: response to unfolded protein; regulation of transcription by RNA polymerase II. The record is from RefSeq and is a predicted model, not a curated record. Gene Ontology annotation, cellular component: nucleus.